AUGUCAUAUGACGACAAGUAUAGACACUUCUCCAUGGCAAAGAUGAGACAAGUUUUAAAUAUUUACAAUAACCGUAAACAAAAAGGUUUGGGAAACCACUCCCCCGAAGAAAUGAAAAACAACCCUGACUUAGAGAAAGACUAUAUAUUUAAUAGUUUAGUCAAAAGAGACAAACAAGAAAGAAUGCCAGGCUUCAAACUUAAGAAAGGUGACAAAGUAAAAAUAGAAAUACCUAAACGCGACCCAUAUGAAAAUACUAUUGACUAUGACAACAAUGGGAACUCGACAGGUACUCGCAUUCGUGUUCGUAAAAAUAGAAGAAAGUAUACAAGAGAAUAUUAUGAAGUUUUAGGCAAACAUGGCAAAAUGUACAGACUGCAAGCAGAAGAUAAAACGACUAUUGUCAGACCUCGUUUCAAACUUGUCAAAGUUCAAGGUGGUAUACUUUCAAAGACAGUUCCUAACAAAUAUAAGACAACUCCUGACGAAUAUGCUAAAGAAGUUGAAAAUGACGACUAA
Molecule: messenger RNA, 519 nt
Organism: Trichomonas vaginalis G3
Lineage: Eukaryota; Parabasalia; Trichomonadida; Trichomonadidae
Exons: 1
Coding region: 1-519 (172 amino acids)
Source: RefSeq, a predicted model, not a curated record